This is a messenger RNA of Ipomoea nil (Japanese morning glory), 1178 nucleotides long. RefSeq names its product protein TORNADO 2-like. Gene Ontology annotation, biological process: auxin-activated signaling pathway. The transcript is spliced from 2 exons. Lineage: Eukaryota; Viridiplantae; Streptophyta; Magnoliopsida; Solanales; Convolvulaceae. Gene Ontology annotation, cellular component: plasma membrane; plasmodesma. Bases 164 to 976 code for a protein of 270 amino acids. The record is from RefSeq and is a predicted model, not a curated record.
UGUGUGCAUAAGAAAUCUACCUACUUUGAACGUAAUUCCAACAUUGCCCCCAUAAAGCUAUGCCAUUUCCUCUUCCUCCUUUCAAUCUCCCAUCUCAAGACUUAGGUUUUUUACCAGCAAAAUAAACAAACCCCCAAAACCAUAGUUUUAGCUCCAUUCAAAAAUGGCGGUCACCAACAACAUUAUGGUGGGCUGCAUAAACUUCACAGCAAUGCUCCUCUCAAUCCCCAUCAUCGGCUCCGGCAUCUGGCUCUCAUCCCAACCAGACAACCUCUGCGUCAAGAUCCUGCAAUGGCCGCUCAUAAUCAUGGGACUCGUCGUCCUCGUACUCUCUCUCGCCGGCGCUGUCGCCGGGUUCUGGAGGAUCCGCUGGCUUCUCAUCUUCUACUUGGUCGCCAUGCUUGCUCUCAUCGUCUUGCUGGCUUGCUUCGUGGCUAUGGUGUACUGGGUCACCCUGAAAGGCUCCGGCCACCCUGAACCUAGCCGGACGUUCUUGGAGUACCGCCUCGACGACUACUCCGGCUGGCUCCGGCGGUGGGUUCAGAGUUACCGGAAGUGGGAUGGGAUCAGAAGCUGCCUUAGAUCGUCGAGUAUGUGCGGUGGGUUGAAUCAGAAUUACCGCUUGGCUCAAGAUUUCUUCAAUGCUCAUAUUACCCCCUUGCAGUCGGGAUGCUGUAAGCCGCCGACGGAAUGCGGGCACACAUUUGUGAACCCGACGUAUUGGAUCAGUCCGAAAGACAUGGCGGCGGACAUGGAUUGUCUGCGGUGGAGCAACGACCAAACGCAGCUCUGCUAUUCCUGCGAUUCUUGCAAAGCCGGUUUGCUGGCAAAUCUGUACAAGGAAUGGAGAAGGGUGGAUAUCAUUCUGGGGAUCACUCUUGUCGCCCUCAUCGCCGUUUAUCUCGCCGGCUGCUGCGCCUUUAGACGUGCCAAAACUCCACACCUCUCCCGCAAAUACAAGCAAGGUAGUAGCUAGUAAUGAUACUUAGAUACCAAUGGAGAUCAGAAGUUGUACUAUAACACUUGGGUUUGGUAUUAUCUUAACCUAAUUUGAUGGUAAGUUAAAUUUUUAAAUGUAGCAAAUUUUGCGGACUUAGUCAAACAAUUGACUUGUUGGUUUGAGUCAAUCAAUAAGCUAUCGAUAUAUAUAUGGAUGGCAAUGAGGCUAGGGCCUAAGA